Paramecium sonneborni is the source of this 2775-nucleotide messenger RNA. The record is from the annotation of a GenBank genome assembly. NCBI's taxonomy places the organism in Eukaryota, Ciliophora, Oligohymenophorea, Peniculida, Parameciidae.
AUGGAUUAGAAUAGUAUAGAUUAUUACAAGAUCUGCAUUGAUUCAAUUUUAUGUUAAGAUAAUUAAUGUUAAAAAGAACAUUAGAGGGCAUAUUUUGGAUUGUGUGUUAAAUUUUUGCAAAUGAACUAAGAUUGGGAAAAUGAAUAGUAAGAAGAAGAUCAAGAAGAUGAUUCAAAUAAAAAGUUUAAAGAUGAAAAGUGUCAAGAUUAAAAUUGCCAAUUAUGGCAUCUAAAUCUAAAUGAAAUUUAACUUUCUUUAUCAAUGGACUCAUCAAUUUUAGGCAUUUUUCCAAAUAAUUUGUGCAAGACUUUAAAUUGUGAUAAAAAGGCUUGUAUAUUAAUCCACAAAGAAUGGGCAUAGAAUAUUUGUUUAAAUUACAUAAUUAAUGGAUGCAGAAAAAAAAAAUGCCCCUUUAAUCAUCGUAAAUGGAAAGAAUUAAGAGAAAUAGCUGAAAAAAUUUCAUAAAUAAGUUUUAUUAAUCCAGAAGAAUUAUGCAUGAAGCAAGAUAAUUGUGAUUGUGGAAAACAUAUGGAUAUUCUAUCUUAAUAUUGUAUAGCAUAUUUAAAAGGAUGGUGUCCUAACAAAGUAUGUAAUAAAUAACAUGUUGAUUGGGAUUAAAUUGAAUUAAAAUCAAAUAAAUUGUUACCUUGUACAAAUCAAUAUUAUAAAUAUAACAAAAGUUUUGAUGAAAUGCUAAAAGAAGGUGAAAUGUAAUUACUCUGUGAAACAGUUUAAUUACAUAGAUUUAAAUAAGAGCUCUAGUAAUGUAAUACUAUUGAUGUUGUAUUUAUUAUGGAUUUGACAGGUUCAAUGUCACCAUGGAAAAAUGAAAUGUAAAAUACAAUUGUAAAUAUCAUAAAUGAAUUUUAAUAAUCAAUUAAAGGAUAUUCAGUAAGGGUUGGAUUUGUAGGAUAUAGAGAUUUUUGUGAUAAGAAUGAGUAAAUAUCAUAUCGAAAUCUUACUCAUAAUAUUGAUUAAAUUAUAGAUUAUAUUUCAAAAUUAGAAGCAAAAGGAGGUGGUGAUGAAGCAGAAGAUAUUGUAGGAGGAUUUGAAUAAGCUAUGAAAUUAAAUAUAUCAAGAAAUCCAGAAAGCUUAUUGUGUACUUUCUUAAUUGCUGAUUCACCAUGUCAUGGAGAAAAAUAUCAUGAAUUAGAUUCUGAUGAUUAUAAAUAUAAAAUGCCAGAAAAAUAUUUAGAAAAAGUUUUGGAAAAGUAUAAGGAUAUAAAAAAGAAAAACUUUCUAUGUUGUGUUAAAAUUAGUGAUACCACUGAUAUAAUGUUUAAAAAAAUGAAGGAAGCAUUUCCCUUUAUUACAAUUACAGUAAAAAAAUAGCCAAAGGAAUUAUCUGAAUUGGUUAAAUUUACUUUACACUAAUCUCUAAAAUAAUCAUAAAUGAUUCCUUAAGAAUAAAAAAAAAAAAUGUUUUAUAAAGCUUCCUUUUAAUAAUUCAAACUUUUUGUUGAUUAGAAUUCUUACGAUCAAUAAAAUAAAGUUAAUUUUUGGGAAGAAUUUGCUGAACAUGUAUUGAGGAAUGCAAGAAAGGGUUAAACUGGUUUAGAAGUAUAAAUAGAUAAUUCAGAAUUUAGUACAAAUAAUGAUGUUAAUUUUAAAACAUAAAUUGUUAAAGCUUUUGAUGCAAUCAACAACUAGUUUAUUAUUUUAAAAUUUCCUAAAAUAAUUUAAGAGAAUUUUCUAAAAAAUUAACAUAAUGAAUAAGAAAUUAAAAUAGCAGAGUUGUAAGCUGAAUCAAGAUUUUAUUCUUCUUCAUAUGCAUUUUAAAUGGCCUAUUUUUUUAAUUAAAAAUCAUUUAAAUCUAAGGAUAUACCAUUAAUAUUUUAUGUUUUACCUACUUUAUAUAAACUUGAUAAACCAUUGUAUGGAAUGACUACAAUUUAUGGAGAAACUUUUAUAGAUAUAUAAUAUUUAUUUUAGAAAUAUUCUAAUAAAAAUGUUAGAUUUGAAAAGUAUACUACCAAUUUUUGUAGUAGUGAUCAAGAAUUUUAUUAUUAUUCAGUUUUUAGUCAUUUUUCUUAUAUUGAAAGUGGUGGUUUAUUUGUAAUAGCUGAUUUAUAAGGAUGUGAUAAUAUAUUUUCAGAUCCAUCUAUUUAAACUAAGAAAAAUAGAAUUAAAAUAGAAAAAGAUGGUUAACCUAUAUAUAUAUUAGAUGUAGAUGAUACUAAUAUGAAGGAAAAUGGUAUUGAAAUAUUUCUAUAAUAAUAACAUGAAUAAUGUAGCUUGUAUUGUACAGAACUAAAAUUAUCAAGAGAAGAUUUUAAAUAAAAAUAAAUCAUUCAAGAUAAAAGUUAAUGGAAGAGAAAAUAACAUAUUUCUGGUAUAUGUCAUUUGUGCAAUUAAUUUGCAGAGAUAAAUUUAGAUGAAGUUUAAAAUUAAAAAAUAGAUUUUAAUUUAAAAUGCAAUCUUUGUUUGAGUGAAUAAAAUUAUUAAUAAGAAUUGUAGUGCAGAUGCUGUUAACAAUAUUUUAAAAUAGAGGUUUAAAUAAAGGUAAGAUUAGUAACAAACAUAAAUAUUUGUAAUGAAUGUAAAGGGAAGUGUUUUGAUAUUAAUCAACAUCACUGCUAUUACUGUAAGAAUAAAUGUAAGAAAAUGGUAACAUAUAUAACAAUUUAAUAAAAAUAACAUUUAAUAUGCAAAAGGGGAUAGGAAUACUUAUAAUAAUUAAAAUGUUAUAAGUGUGGAUCGAUAUACAAUUUUGAUAAGUUAAUCCCCAUAGAAAAAUAUAAAUUUGGUUAAUACUUAUGUUGUGAUAAAUAAUGA